AUGCGAGGGAUAUACUCAUUAGGAAGACAUAAUAAAUUACACCGAAUGGUUCAGCGUAGCCGGAUCAAUCGAAGUUCCUCAGGAAAAAUGCCUUUCGAUUGUACAGGGAUUUUACUUUCAUUCUUGUUUCUCCAAAAUUUGGCAGUGGCACAAAAUCACCCGGUGUCGUAUGAAGCCGGAUCGAUAGAAGUUAGAAGGCAGCGUGAUGAGAUAGUGUCGCUUCAAUCCGCACCAACUUCAAACGCCACAGCGACACCACAUUCUCCUGAAGAGUACGGAAUUCCGUGUGAACAGAAUGCCACUUCGGAGCACGCAUCAAAACCAACCGGACGAGGUGACCGGAAUAAUGCUCACCAAUGUUUAGUAUGUGGAAAAACAUUUCAGUACCGUACGUUGUUAAUGCGGCAUCAGAAGUCUCACAACGAUCAUCAUGAUUUCCAAUGUGACCUGUGUUCAAACGCUUACAAACACCCAGCGGAUCUUCGUAGACACAUGAAAGCAAAACAUCCCAGUGAAUUUACUGGACCCUACAGAGUAUCGAGUGAACAAGUGCUAAAAUCACUCAGGGCGGGCAACCCAUGUUCGGAGUGUAACAAAUCCUUCAGAUCUUGGAAAGGUCUACGACGGCAUCAGAAAAUCAUUCACGAGGGGCAAGAUCGUUCAGUUUGUGAGGAAUGCGGUAAAACUUUUUCUCAGAAAGACGGCUUACGAAAACACGUUCAGACUGUGCAUAGCAAAUUAGGUUGUUUCACUUGUGCACAAUGCGGAAAAUCGCUCAGUUCUUCAUUCGCUUUAAGGAAGCACAUCAAUUCUAUGCACGAAUCUGUGCCGAAAGAUGAAUCUCUCUCGUGA
This is a messenger RNA of Opisthorchis viverrini, 852 nucleotides long. RefSeq lists its product as hypothetical. The record is from RefSeq and is a predicted model, not a curated record. The transcript is spliced from 2 exons. Gene Ontology annotation, biological process: regulation of transcription by RNA polymerase II. Gene Ontology annotation, molecular function: RNA polymerase II transcription regulatory region sequence-specific DNA binding; DNA-binding transcription factor activity, RNA polymerase II-specific. Gene Ontology annotation, cellular component: nucleus. Lineage: Eukaryota; Metazoa; Platyhelminthes; Trematoda; Opisthorchiida; Opisthorchiidae. Bases 1 to 852 code for a protein of 283 amino acids.